UAGCACCACCACAUGGAAAACGAUACUGUGUUUUUAAUUCAACAUGGCGAAAGCAUAUGCCGCUCUUCCAGUGGAUACAUUUGACAAACUUUAAUGGUGUGUAUAGUUGUGCGUUUAGACAAGAUGAUCGAAAGUUGAUAUUGUUCCUGUCUGACUAUUUUUACACCACUGCCAGUGAGUGGAGCUACAGUAAAUGCGGCAACAUACGGCGCGCAGGGAACCGCCAGGGAAAGGAACCGAGAGAAGUGAAAGCGUGCUGGAACGUUACACAUACAAGAGGAGCAAUUUAGAAAACGGAAAAGAGAUAUAAACAGUGUUAGUUCGUACCAAAGCAGCGAGUGAGAGUAGCCUACGCUACGUGACAUAGUGAGAUGGACGGACUACGGGGGACGGGCUGUGAGCGCACCUCGACCGACCGCGAGUGAACAGACCGAGCCUGAAGCGGAUUGGGAUGGCAGCAUCCAGCAACUCAAGCCUUUCGGGUUCAUCAGUGUCUUCUGAUCCUGAGGAUUACCAACCGCCCAUAUGGAAGUCUUACUUGUACCGGCUCCAGCAGGAAGCUCCUCGGCCCAAGAGGAUGACCUGCCCUCAGGAGAUGGAGACCAGACCCAAAUAUUACGGCAGAGAGUUCCAUGGCAUGCUAUCGAGAGAGUGUGCAGAUGAGCUACUGGGAGGAGCAGACGGGGCUUACCUCGUCAGAGAGAGCCAGAGACAGCCAGGGACACACACCUUGGCCUUAAGGUUUGGGCACCAGACCUUGAACUACAGACUGUUCUAUGACGGGAAGCACUUUGUGGGGGAGAAGCGCUUUGAGACGGUCCAUGACCUGGUGACGGAUGGCCUCAUCACCCUGUACAUCGAGACCAAGGCAGCAGAGUACAUCGCCAAGAUGACCACCAACCCCAUCUAUGAACACCUGGGCUACACAUCCCUGCUGAAGGACAAGAUGGGGCACCGGCUGAGCCGGGGACGCACUGAACCCCGUAGGGUCACCUUCCAGAGAGAGGACAGUAAGCCAUUGUGUGAGGCACACUCCUGCCCUGGGGCCGCCCACUGCUGCUGGCUGCUCUCUGCUUCUUUCUCCUUGAACUGGAGCUGGAGCUCAGAUCAGAUGCAGAGCCGCCCCCAUCCUGACUGUCAGUCUGUACCAUCCUGGGUCCCAGCAGGAAGAGGAGUAGGAGGAACAGAGGGAGGAGGGGAGUGGAGCACAGCGGCCGUGUCCUCCUCGUUGGGCAGGUGCCGCCGGCGUCUGUUACCCAGCGCUGGGCGCUACGUCCUCCAGCACACACCACACGGCUCACCAGAGGAGACAGAGGCUCUGUGGGAGCCCGGACUAGGACAGGGGGACACAGUCAGACACACGGCAGCGGCCAUGGAAGUGGAGGAAGGGAGCCGGGGUCCGGGAGGAGGGAUAGGGCCAGGAGAUGUAACGGUCCACAAGACCAAGAGAGGGGAGCGGAAGAGGCAGGAGCUACUGGCCUUAGCCCUGAGGGUCAAGUUGGGGAGCAGGAGAACAUUACUCUGGAAGCCUCUAAAACUGUUGGCUUCCUGUCCACAGAUCACCACUUCUCCUCUGGUACGGCACAGCACCCUGAAAGACUGCCCCUCCGAGAAGCAGAGCUCCUAUGACAAGAUCCACAACUUCAAGGUUCAUACUUUCCGAGGGCCUCACUGGUGCGAGUAUUGUGCCAACUUCAUGUGGGGCCUCAUAGCCCAAGGGGUCCACUGCUCAGACUGUGGGCUGAACGUACACAAGCAGUGCUCCAAGCUGGUGCCCAGCGACUGUCAGCCAGACCUGCGCAGGAUUAAGAAGGUGUUCAGCUGUGACCUCACUACCCUGGUCAAGGCCCACAACACCACACGGCCCAUGGUGGUGGACAUGUGUAUCAAGGAGAUAGAACUACGAGGUCUGCAGUCUGAGGGUCUCUACAGAGUGUCUGGCUUCUCAGAACACAUUGAGGACGUGAGGCUCGCCUUUGACCGAGAUGGCGAGAAGGCAGACAUCAGUGCCAAUGUGUACAACGACAUCAACAUCAUCGCUGGAGCUCUGAAGCUCUAUCUGAGAGACCUGCCCAUUCCAGUCAUCACAUUCCACGUGUACUCCAGAUUCAUACAAGCUGCAAAAAUUCCCAACCCAGACACCAGACUGGAGGCCAUCCACGAGGGGCUGCUGCAGCUCCCGCCAGCCCACUACGAGACCCUACGCUACCUGAUGAUGCAUCUCAAGAAGGUCACCAUGUUUGAAAAGGACAAUUUCAUGAAUUCUGAGAACCUGGGGAUUGUGUUUGGUCCGACGUUAAUGCAGCCGCCUGAACAGAACGCCCUGGCCACUCUGAACGACAUGAGGCAUCAGAAACUCAUCAUACAGCUCCUGAUAGAGCAUGAAGAUGUCUUGUUUUGAAGGACUGGAGCCCUGUCUGUUGCUGGGCAGGAAGGACGAGCCCUGUCUGUUGCUGGGCAGGAAGGACGAGCCCUGUCUGUUGCUGGGCAGGAAGGGCUGGAGCCCUGUCAGGGCAGGAAUAGGAUGUUUGAUUUAUUCCAUACCAGAGGAAUCUCAAGCCAUCAUGUCUGUCAUCAUAUGAAGUGUCAAAAUUCCCAAAUGUUUCUAUUGUGGUCAGAUUUGCGCUUCCAUUGCUUCUCUCCCAUAAGCAUGACUGUAUCAGUUGAAGUUGAGUCUGUGGUACGUCAGUCAGACAUCAUGUCUUGUUACAGUAAGGUCAAAGGUUGUCACAUUCUGUCAUAUUCUCCUUAAGAGGAACAAGGUAUUGGAUACGUCCCAAAUGGCACCCUAUUUUCAUUACUUCUGAACCGGCCCCAUAGGGCUCUGGUUCACAGUAGUGUGCACUAUAUAGUGAGUAGGGUGCUAUUUUAGAAAAAGCCAUUGAUUCCAGCAUUUCCACACACCUUUCAUAAAUCUAGCAUCAUCACACUAACACAUUCUUCCUGGUUGAUGUCUGUCUGUAUAGUGAUUGUCUGCUCAAGUGUGUUCGUUGUGUGCUUAUUGGUUAAUGAGUCUCAUGACUCAGAGACUCUUUUGACUCAGUAACUGUGUGAUCCUGUAGGGUGAGAUAUGGAUGGAUGGUCUAUGUAUGAAGCACUGUGCAGAUCAAUUUAUUUUGUGAAGAUUUCUUUUUGCAAAAGUU
Messenger RNA from Salvelinus namaycush (lake trout), 3143 nucleotides. RefSeq names its product beta-chimaerin-like. The transcript is spliced from 13 exons. Bases 452 to 2401 code for a protein of 649 amino acids. Gene Ontology annotation, molecular function: GTPase activator activity. NCBI's taxonomy places the organism in Eukaryota, Metazoa, Chordata, Actinopteri, Salmoniformes, Salmonidae. The record is from RefSeq and is a predicted model, not a curated record. Gene Ontology annotation, biological process: signal transduction; positive regulation of GTPase activity.